CUCAUAAAGCAGCAGCAUCACGAAGCAUCACACGAAGUCCGGUAAUCACACUAAUAACGAGAACUGGACGUUGAAGAUGAUGAACGUUUCUGGAUCCUGGAUCUUCCUCCUCCUCUGCACUAGCUUUGCAUUUUCCCUGAAAUCAGUACUGGAGCGAGAGUUCAGGUACAACGUCUAUCCAAGCACCUGGGAGAACGCGCGGAACGUCUGCAGAAGCCACUACACCGACCUGGCCACCGUCUACUCAAAAGCAGAUGUGCAGAACCGGAACCUGGGGCGAUAUUACGCCUGGAUCGGCCUGGGUGGAGUCAGGACUUACUGGUCUGAUCUUGUGUUGUUUGACGGGAAGGGAUAUUUUCUCAACUCUUUGGAAAACCAAACCUUGGCCAACAGUGCAAAAUGUCUUGCAGCCAGCUACCAUGUCUGGCAUUAUAACAGCUAUCCACUAAUCAACAGAGUUUAUGGCCUGAAUUGUGGAAAUGAGUUCUUCUUCAUCUGCCAGUACGACAGUUCACAUUAUAACCAGGCAAAGGAGUAUAUUUUCAUAUCUGAAGCGAAGAACUGGUCUGCGGCUCAGCAGUACUGUAAGGACAACCAUGAAGAGCUGGCAAAUAUCGACGGUCAUCGUCUGACCAGCAACAUUCAUUCUGAGGAUUUUCCCUUCUGGAUUGGACUUCAUCGAGACGGUGGAUGGUGGAACUGGACUGAGGGCCCUUCAGAAUAUAAAAGCUGGGAAAUAAAUGAGCCGAGUUCCAACGGCGACUGUGUCUCCAUGUCCUCCGAGUCGUUCAACAUGGCUGCCCAAAACUGCGACAAGCGAUUCCCCUUCCUCUGCGUCUCGGACAACGUGGUUCUGGUGAAGGAGAACCGGAGCUGGGAGGAGGCGCUGGAGCACUGCAGAGGCCUCGGGUCGUCCAACUACAGCGACGAGCGCUACGAUCUGCUCAGCCUGCAGCCGGGAGAGGAGCACAUGCUGAGGAAGGUCCUGGAGGCCGACACUGAGGAGGUUUGGACCGGCCUCCGUUUCCUGGCUGGUGAUUGGCUGUGGGUGAACGGAGCAGACAUGUUGCACACUGACCUGCCCUCUUGCCCCGCCCCGGGGCAACACUGUGGGGCGCUGUCAAAAAACGAGACCGCUGGACUAAAGACCAAAGACUGUUUGGAGAAAAAGAACUUCCUCUGUUACCACGAAACAGCCAAACAUCAGCUGAACGCUGACCAGGUCGAAGAGGAGGCCGUUUCCACUGAGGCCCCGGCAGUGCUCCAGCGCCUCCUCCCAGCUCUUCUGCUCCUUCACCAGCUGCACGCUGACAUUCCUGUGCCCCAUGCAGACGAAGGGAAGCUGGACGUCGCAGGGCUUGGUGGACAUCUGCCUGCUCAGCGAGGAGACGGCCACGCAGUCGCCAUCUCUGUUCGGCUCGUUAUUUCUCCAGUUUAUAUAACCUGA
Poeciliopsis prolifica (blackstripe livebearer) is the source of this 1447-nucleotide messenger RNA. RefSeq lists its product as uncharacterized. The record is from RefSeq and is a predicted model, not a curated record. The coding region runs from base 77 to 1447 and encodes 456 amino acids. The transcript is spliced from 8 exons. Lineage: Eukaryota; Metazoa; Chordata; Actinopteri; Cyprinodontiformes; Poeciliidae.